Chaetomium globosum CBS 148.51 is the source of this 261-nucleotide messenger RNA. RefSeq lists its product as uncharacterized. The coding region runs from base 1 to 261 and encodes 86 amino acids. Lineage: Eukaryota; Fungi; Ascomycota; Sordariomycetes; Sordariales; Chaetomiaceae. The transcript is spliced from 2 exons. The record is from RefSeq and is a predicted model, not a curated record.
AUGCAAAAGCUCGGCGCGAGGUUUGCCGCAACCGGUAGGUACCGCAAUAGUCCCCGGCUCGGGCCGGCACGGGCCGAGGUGGGAGGUGGGAGGUGGGGGGUCCGUUGCGAGCAUCCUGACAUCCUGGGCCGCAUGCGCAGUUGGACGGAGGAGAUGUGUGUAACACAGGUUGUAUCUUUCACUACGUGGGAGCGGCAGGUGUUGCUGCAAAGUGGCCGAAUCAGUGCGCCGGGCAACCAGCGAGAGAACAAGUUUCUAUAG